CUUGAAAUGCUUCUGGAUUUGAGUUUGAGAAAUUGUAAUAAGUUCAUGAGUUGGUGUGAAGGAUAGCUAGAAGCUUAGAGAGGGGUGCAAUUUAGCAGCACUCCUCUUGACUGUUUUUGGGAGUUUUGAAGAAAGAAGCAGAAAGAGAAGUAUGCAAGGUCAUGAAGAUCUCAGGAUUGAUCUACCUGAGCUGAAACUACACAUUGUGAAGAAGAUUGGGGGUGAAAGAUCUAGAAGGUAUUUUUAUUACUUGGGUAGGUUUCUAAAUCAGAAGGUUAGUAAGAGUGAGUUUGAUAAGUUAUGUCACCGUCUUUUGGGGAAGGAGAAUCUUUCUUUGCACAACAAGUUGAUUCACUCCAUCUUGAGAAAUGCAUCUCUUGCUCAAUCCUCACCAGCUGGUCACAAAUCUUUGGUGCUUGGGAAAGAAGAUGGACCUGAAGGAAGUGGGUCUUUAAUACCUAAUCAUAAUAGGAAUGGUCAUGUCUGGUCAAAUGGGGUGUUACCUAAGGUGGCAGUAAGAGACAGGCCUAGUCCACUUGGGGCAAACGGAAAGGUUGAGAGUCUGUUGUUGCAUCAGUCACAUUGUAGAGAUGACAAAAACGGUAAUAGAAACAUGGAGAAUGGGGGCUUUGGUCCCUUUGAUUAUCAUAGACCAGGUAAGGUUGCAGCUGCAGUUAGCAGAGAUGAGUCAGCUCCUGUAGUUGCACCUCUAGGGAUUCAAUUUUGCGGAGCUAGUGUCGGUCGGGCCCGCAGAACAGUUCAAGGUUUGAACAGAGCUGACUUCAUUAGUUGCUAUGACAGUGGUGGAUUGUCAGACGCAGAGAUGUUGAGAAAGAGGAUGGAGAGUAUUGCAGUAGCUCAUGGUCUUGGAGGAGUUUCACAGGAGUGUUCUAGUGUGUUAAAUAACAUGUUGGACGUGUACUUGAAGAAACUGAUUAAGUCAUGCGUUGAUUUGUCUGGAGCUCGGUCCAGGAAUGGAAGUAAUAGUUUGCAGAUACACACUAGCAACCAAACAUAUGAGACAAUGCAAGAACAACGUCCUGUGUCUUUGCUUGAUUUUAGAGUUGCAAUGGAGCUAAAUCCAUCUCAACUUGGGGAAGACUGGCCACUGCUUAGGGAGAGACUUUUGAUGCGUUCGUUUGAGGAACGAGAAGGAGUGUGA
Molecule: messenger RNA, 1162 nt
Organism: Eruca vesicaria subsp. sativa (arugula)
Lineage: Eukaryota; Viridiplantae; Streptophyta; Magnoliopsida; Brassicales; Brassicaceae
Source: the annotation of a GenBank genome assembly